Cynara cardunculus var. scolymus (artichoke) is the source of this 3236-nucleotide messenger RNA. Its product is annotated as WD repeat-containing protein 44-like. The coding region runs from base 256 to 2973 and encodes 905 amino acids. Lineage: Eukaryota; Viridiplantae; Streptophyta; Magnoliopsida; Asterales; Asteraceae. Gene Ontology annotation, molecular function: protein binding. The record is from RefSeq and is a predicted model, not a curated record. The transcript has 7 exons.
UCCCCCACACAACACACAGUGCUCCGGACGACACCGUUCUCUGCCACACUCCUCCGUCUGUUGCUCUUCUUCCGACGUCUCUUCCACUGCAUAGGGUUUCGUUUCCUUCAUCGGAUCUGAGUUUCCAUAACCAUAAACCUCAUCUCUUUGUCUUGUUUCUUUCUCUCUCAGAUCCACCUCUUUCUUCCUUUGGACUAUACUUUUUGAUCCGAUUCCGGCCGGGCAUUUUCAUUAUCAGAUGGGAAUGCCCGAACGAUGAGCAAACCCGGCCACCAAGACGAAGAAGAUAGCAACGACUGUUUCUACGAGUCUCUUGAUCGAUUACUUUCUUCAACUACUUGUUCUUCUUCUUCCUCAACAUCCGACAAUGAAGAGGAAGAAGAUGAUGAUGAUGCCAUAAUUCUAGGUGAUCCGAAUUGCAGCGAUGUUCAUGAUUAUGAUGCUUUGGCACGGUCCAUACCUAUCCCUAAAUUCCCAUUGGGGAUUGCUAACAAUUACGAGGUUUGGAUCUCACGACCGUCAUCGGUUGACGAACGUCGUAUGCGGUUGCUUCGACAGAUGGGACUCAGCCGUGACUCAUCUCUCUCCCGCCAUAAACCUUCUCUCUCUUCCUCAGCCACCGCCGUUGUAAAGUUCGGUAAGUAUGGGUGUGGUGGGGAUCACUUAGGCCAUCAGGCUGCUUCUUCUUCUUCAAUUUCUUCUAACCUUGGCAUUAUUCGACCAAAUUCUGCUGAUCAUGAACACCGUAAUUCUAGUUCUAAUUUGGAUUCCUGUCGAGAAAUUCUUUCUAUUCAUUCAUUUUCCUCCCCUGUUGCUGAUACCUUGCCGACGGCAGCUGUAAGUAACAACGUCGAUAAACUUGUUGCAGUUGAAUCUCGAAACCGCAGUGGGCCUGCUGUCAGUGCUAAUGCUGCUUCGCCUAAUAAACCUCCCACUGGGAAACUUAUUAGGCGGGGUGAAGAGAUUAUCAAGUGUGAUAAUUCUACGCAUUUGAACUUGGAUGUUAGUAACAACGAGGGUGAAGUAGCAGAGACGGGUUUGGAUUGUAAUAAGGUUGGCGAUGAUGCAGUGUGCACGAUUAAGAAUCUUGAUAAUGGGAAGGAGUUUGUGGUCGAUGAGGUGAGAGAGGAUGGUAUGUGGGGAAAGCUUAAGGAAGUUGGAACAGGGAGGCAUUUAACUAUGGAAGAAUUCGAAAUUUGCGUUGGGCAUUCACCUAUUGUUCAGGAGUUGAUGAGAAGACAGAAUGUGGAGGCUGGUAAUAAGGAUUCUCCUGACACGAACAGCGGUGUGAAUGGAUCUAAAUUGAAACAGAAAGGGGGCUGGUUGAAGAGUAUUAGGAAUGUAGCCAGUUCGGUUACAGGCCAUAAGGAGAGACGGAGCAGUGAUGAGAGAGAUACAUCCUCAGAGAAGGGUGGAAGAAGGUCCAGUUCUGCCACCGAUGAUAGUCAGGAUGUUUCGUUCCAUGGUCCAGAGAGAGUACGUGUUCGACAGUAUGGGAAAUCUUGUAAAGAUCUUACGGCUCUUUAUAAAAGCCAGGAGAUACAGGCUCACAAUGGAUCGAUCUGGACCAUUAAGUUCAGCUUGGAUGGAAAGUAUCUUGCAAGUGCUGGUGAGGACUGUCUCAUUCAUGUCUGGCAAGUUGUGUCCUCUGAUAGAAAAGGUGAUCUUUUAUUUGAUAAGCAGGAAGAUGGCAAUCUGAAUGUCUUAUUGUUGUCCAAUGGGUCGCCAGAAGCAGCCUUGGCAUCGCCAAAUAGCCAACGUGAGAAAAAGAGAAGAGGAAGGUUAUCCAUAAGCCGAAAAUCUACAAGCUUGGACCAUAUUGUCGUGCCAGAGACUAUGUUUGCACUGUCAGAAAAACCAGUUUGUUCUUUCAAAGGACAUCUGGAUGAUGUGCUUGACCUGUCCUGGUCCAAAUCUCAGGAUUUGCUCUCAUCUUCAAUGGACAAAACUGUGCGGUUGUGGCAGUUGUCUAGCAAGUCAUGUUUGAAGAUAUUUUCUCACAAUGACUACGUAACUUGCAUCCAGUUCAAUCCUGUUGAUGAUAGAUACUUCAUCAGUGGAUCUCUUGAUGCUAAAGUUCGUAUAUGGAGCAUUCCUGAUCGGCAAGUGGUUGAUUGGAAUGAUAUGCAUGAGAUGGUCACUGCUGCUUGCUAUACACCAGAUGGUCAGGCUGCACUAGUUGGUUCAUACAAGGGAAGCUGCUGUUUGUACAACACAACUGAAAAUAAAUUGCAGCAGAAAAGCCAGAUCAGCCUGCAGAACAAAAAGAAGUCUCGCCAUAAAAAGAUCACUGGUUUUCAGUUUGCACCAGGUACCACAUCAGAAGUGCUCAUUACAUCUGCAGAUUCACGAAUUCGUGUUGUUGAUGGUGUUGAUUUGGUUCACAAGUUCAAAGGAUUUCGUAGCACAAACCGGCAAAUCUCGGCCUCGGUCACAGCAAACGGGCGAUACGUGGUUUGUGCUAGCGAGGAUUCUCAAGUCUACGUCUGGAAACACGAAGGUGAUUCCCGACCUAGCAGAAACAAAGGCGUCAAGGUUACUCAGUCUUACGAACACUUCCACUGUCAAGAUGUAUCCGUCGCCAUCCCGUGGCCGGGUAUGACCGAAGACCCGUUUCCCGAAGAACCCAAUAGACAUAGCGGGGACCACUUGGAGGUGUCGGCAGCAAACCAUCCUCCAACACCAGAAGAAGAAACGAACGGCAGUAGCUUCCCACUAACAACUAGCAACAACAAUCCGUUUCACGGAAUCAUUUCUAGUGCAAGUAACGGUUACUUCUUUGAUCGAUUUUCCGCUACGUGGCCAGAAGAAAAACUCAUUCCACCCACCAAGAACCAGAGUCCACACACGAGUUCGGAUUUCAUGAAUGGAGUGGGCCCGAUUAAGUCAGCAUGGGGUAUGGUGAUCGUAACGGCUGGGCUUCAUGGGGAAAUUAGAACAUUUCAGAACUUCGGAUUGCCGGUUCGAAUAUAGGAGGUAGGUUGGUUUGUUAUUUGGGAAAUUUGUACAGAUGUUUUCCAUGAUUUGUAAUAUUUUAGCAGCAUAUAUGGGUGUGGCUUUGCCUGUUCAAAAAGGCAUUGCAGAAAAAGAAGUUAGACAAGGAAAAGAAGAACGGUUUUUUUUUUACUCUUUUGGUUUAGUAGUAGGGAAAAAGGGGUAGAGUUAGCAGGAUGACAAGAAAGCAAGAUUGGAAUUUAAAGAGUUUAUUUUUUUCGAUUCAAAUUAUCGUUCGGUUU